Alosa alosa (allis shad) is the source of this 6318-nucleotide messenger RNA. It is a transcript of the gene wapla, whose product is annotated as WAPL cohesin release factor a. The transcript is spliced from 20 exons. The coding region runs from base 307 to 3777 and encodes 1156 amino acids. The record is from RefSeq and is a predicted model, not a curated record. NCBI's taxonomy places the organism in Eukaryota, Metazoa, Chordata, Actinopteri, Clupeiformes, Clupeidae. Gene Ontology annotation, biological process: regulation of chromosome condensation.
UGAAGGGGUGAGGGAGGGGAGAUUUUUAAUGGCAGUCACUGGCGCACAAGAAUCGAGUCGGUAGAGUCUGCAACAAACAAACAUAAAUUAAAACAACUGAUCUUCGUCAACAAAUACUAAUCCAGACCUUCAACUUUGUGGGAAUUGCAAGAUUAUAUCAACUGGCCCUUUCUUCCCUCGCAGGACUGAGUUUAACGGUUGUUUUGUAAGGCUGCAUCGAGGUCGGAGGCCUAACGUUAGCCGGGAGUCAGUGGGGAGAAGCGGCUUCAUCGGAGUUGAUAUUGAGAAUAUGUAACAGACGUCAACAUGACAUCCAGAUUUGGUAAAACAUACAGUCGGAAGGGCGGAGAAGCCAACUCCAAGUUUGAUGAGGUCUUUUCAAAUAAGAAGGCCACUCUGAGCACAAAAUGGGGAGAGACCACCUAUAAGGCUCAGCUGGCCUCCAAAAGGCCCCUGAUCAAACAACAAGAGCUUCCAGAAAUCUCCAAGAGACCCAGGGUGGAAGAGGAUGAUGGUUCUGAUGACCCAUUCGGGUUUGACAGUGAUGAUGAGUCAAAAGCAGUCACCUCCAUAGGCACACCUCAGCCAGGCAAUGGAUCUGGACAGGACCAGGUUGCUAUGGUCACAGAAAAGCCUCAGGCGAAGAGUUCAUUCAUAAGAAGUUCGCCAUCAUCAGAUUCAGAGAGCUCCAAAGCAGACAAGCCGCUGCAGACAACAGUAAACAUAAGCUCCUGGUCGAAAAGUGCAAAGCCUGCCUCUCAGUUCACCUCCCUGAAGCCUCUGCCCAAGGACCCCUCAGACGGAUGGAACUCGGAGGGCAGCCAGCGAUCAUCGUCCCCGGGGGAGGACUCGCUGCAGGGCCGCGACGACAGCGGGGAGAGCGAAGGCCCCAGCGGGGUGGCCCAGGAGCAGGGUGACGGAGCCGGGAUGCCCCCGCAGCCCGAACCCCUGGACUUCGACCAGCUGCCUCUGCUCAAGUCGACGACCAACCGGACGUACCACCGGCCCAAGAGGCACAAGGACCUGGGGCAGGGGGCUCAAGCUGCCCCUGUGAAGGACAGCAAGCCCGCUCCUGCCCCUGCCCCGGCCAACCCUAGCAGCAGUGGCGUGUCGGCGCCCCCUAGCGCCCCACAGCAGAAAGCUGCGGGAAGAGGCAGGGUGCGGGACUACACGGUGUUGCACCCUUCAUGCGUGUCUGUGUGCAAUGUCACCAUCCAGGACGCCAUCGAGCGUACAUCCGACGAGCUCACCAGCACUGCCGCACCCACUGACCUCGGAGAGGCCGGCACAUUCAGAAGAAAGACCGAUGCUGCACCUGCCAAGCCCACCAGGUUCAGGCCCACUCAGAGCAAGUCCAAGAAGGAGACCAAGCUGGAGUUCUUUGGCUUCGAGGAGAACGAGGGCCAGGAGGCGUCCGGUGAGGCCACGGCGUCCGGCAGCACCAGCUACAAGAUCAAGUACUUUGGCUUUGACGAGCUGAGCGAGAGCGACAGCGACGACGAUGACGACGUCGCCGCGUCCAAGAAGGCCCGCAAGGCGGCCAGCGCCCAGGCGGCCGCAGCAGCCAUGUCCUUCAGCGCCGACAGCCCGCAGAUGAGCGACUCACAGGACAGCCAGUCCAGCACUAACACAGACUCCCUCGAGUUCCCUGACGAGUCCAUAUUGGCAGGCUCCGAGGGCCACAAGACCCAGCAGGGCAAACAGUCCGACAAGUCCAAGGACAUCGGUCGCAAGAUCUUCAAGAAGUCUCCUGCGAAAGCUGUGUACAACGCCAGACACUGGAAUGAGCCUGAGGAACUGCCUCCGCCCGCUCCCACCCGCACCAUCUCUGCCCCAGCUAGCUUAUCAAGCAGCAGCGGCAGCAGCAGCAGUGGUAGCGGUAGCAGCAGCAGCAGCAGCAGCAGCAGCAAAGAGACCAACUCUCACAAAGAUGAUGGGGUCUUCAAAGCCCCUCCCCCACCACCUAAGGUCAUCAAGUCGGUCACCAUCCCCACCCAGCCCUAUCAGGACAUUGUCACGGCGCUCAAAUGCAGGAAGGAGCACAAGGAGCUGUAUACAGUGGUUCACAAUGUGAAGCACUUUAAUGACGUGGUGGAGUUUGGGGAGAAUCAGGAGUUCACCGACGACUUUGAGUACCUGGAGACGGGUCUGAAGAGUGGGCAACCCCUCAACACACGAUGCCUUAGUAUCAUCAGCCUGGCCACCAGGUGCGCAUUGCCCGGCUUUCGAAUGCACCUGAGGGCGAGAGGAAAGGUAGCAUCAGUCUUCAAGAUGCUCAAUGACGCACCACAACAUCCAAACCUAGCGCUGUGUACGGCGUCCCUGAUGUACAUCCUGAGUCGGGACCGCUUGAACAUGGACCUUGACCGGGCUUGCCUGGAGCUGAUGAUCCGGCUGCUGGAACUGGAGCAGGACAACACAGUGGACGACCAGCUGACGGCCAAGGAGAUGAGCAAGGUCAAGGAGAAGAUCCGCAAGCUCUGCGAGACCGUCCACAACAAACAUCUGGACCUGGAGAACAUCACGUCGGGCCAUCUCGCCAUGGAGACGCUGCUGUCACUCACCUCUAAGAGGGCAGGAGAUUGGUUCAAAGAGGAGCUUCGCCUACUGGGGGGGCUGGACCACAUUGUGGAUAAAGUAAAAGAAUGUGUGCUGAGCUUGAGUCAGGAGGAGGACAAGGAGAUGCUGGUGGCCUCCCUGUGGGGUGCAGAGAGGUGUCUUCGUGUGCUGGAGAGUGUGACGGUACACAACCCGGAGAACCAGGCCUACCUGAUCGCCUACAAAGACUCACAGCUCAUAGUGUCCGCAGCACGGGGCCUGAGGUACUGCGAGGACAUGAUCCAGCGCUACAGCCGGGAGGUCAACAGUUCUGUCGUCGCCUCGGGCUCAGCUCUGCCACACUGUAGCCAUAGCAACGUGGGCAAAGCUGUGGAGGACUGCAUGAGAGCGGUGAUUGGCGUGCUGCUUAACCUCACGCACGACAACGAAUGGGGAAGCACAAAGGCCGGUGAGCAGGAGGAGCUGUUGGAGACGGCGCUCAACUGUGUGCUGCGGGUGCCGCGCUACCUACCUCAGGAACAGAGAUUUGACAUCCGAGUGCUGGGUCUGGGUCUACUGAUAAACCUGGUGGAGUACAGCUCCAGGAACCGCCACUCUCUGAUGGAGAUGCAUCUGGAGGUGGAGCUGGAGAUGGUGGCCCUCCCAGAGCCAGAGAAGGGUGGAGAGAAGGAAGCAGGAGACAAGACAACAAAGAUGGAUGAGCAGACACAGCCAGAAAAAAGGCCUGCCUCAGGCGCGCUGGCUGCACUGGUUCAUUUAUUCCUGGAACGGGAGAGGGCAGCCAUACUGGCCGAGGCGCAGACUGAUGAGGUCAUAAUCGAGGCGCCGAAGCCUCAGGACCAGAGUGGAGAGUGGCAGGAGACGUCGGGGGAGAUCCAGUGGGUGGCCUCCGAGAACAACGACAACGACAACGACAAGGACAAGGACAAGAAGGAGGAAGAGGAGGAAGAGCUCGACUUCAACAAAGCUCUGCAGCAUGCUGGGAAACACAUGGAGGACAGCAUCGUAGCCUCCUACACCGCCCUCCUGCUGGGCUGUUUAUGUCAGGGCAGUCCGGCAAAUGUGACAACCGUAAGGGAGAACCUGCCCAAGGGGGACUUCUCCAUCAUGACUGAAAUGCUCAAGAAGUUCCUGAAUUUCAUGAACCUCACAUGUGCAGUGGGAACCACUGGGCAGAAGUCCAUCUCUCGGGUGAUCGAUUAUCUGGAACACUGCUAGCACGCUGGUUCCGAGAGUCACUCUCACCCCCACCCCAUCCCCCCUCUCUCUUUCUCUCUCACUCACUCACUCUCACACACUGGGCAGUGUUGCCACCGACCGCUCAGGGGUCCCAGCGAAGCAGUGCCAGCUCUCCCGGCUCCCAUUGGCUACCACUGCCGGGGUGAGCAUCACCACGGCCAUCAACGGGGCCUCGCAUUGCAUCAGAAAUUCAUGAGUUGUUUUUUUCUUUUCAUUGGUUUUGUUUUUCACCAUUUUUUGGCCCAAUCUUUAGUUUAGUAAACCCCUUUUUUCCCACCAUCACCAGUGUCAGUCAGACUUUCCCCAGCUGUUCUUUUCUCUCUCUCUAUCUCUUAUUCUCUCCCUCUCAUUCUCUAGGUUUGUAUUGCCCCCCCCGGGUGCCAGCCGUGGGUUUCUAUCUCGUUCCCUCUUCGGUCACUCACCUGACAGCAAUUUGUCAGCCCAUAACUGCUAUCGAUGAGACACAUACGUAUGCAAAAGAAACAGGAAUUUCUUUUUCUUUUGUGGGAAAUAUUUAAUAUUUUAAAUAUUAUUUAAUGUUUAUUUUAAUUGUGUGACAGUGUUAUUCCCUAUUUAUGCACAUAUACAUUUUAUUUAGAUUAAUUGUAAUAUCACCUCCCAUGAACCAUAUAUGAGAUGUUCCCCUCAUUCCAAAAGGUAUCACCGUUCAUUACAAAGACUCAGUCGUGGAUGGAAAUCAGGCACAUAGACAUGUUCACGUCUUAAACUGCACAAAAGAACGUUACCUUGUGCGCUUUGGAACCAAAGCCUUGUCCUGUCCUUUCGGCAGAUGCUCUUCUAUUCUCUGUGCGGCUGUGAAAGGCCAGCUGUCCACUUAUUAAUAACACUGCAGUUUCCUAAAGGCUGGCAAGGCCACUCUUCUGCAGGGUUGCGUCGCUUUGUUGAUGGGGGGCCAAUGAGCGGCUCCGAGAGAGAGAGUGUGUCUGUGUGUGUGUGUGUGUGUGUGAGAGAGAGGACUGUUUAAGUGGUCUCUUCAUCAUCUGUGUAUGAUGCAAGCUCUAAGAGAGUAUGACUGGAGUUCUCUCUCUGUCCCUCUCUCUGUCCCUCCCACAGCCAGCAGACAGUGCUUAGACAUGCUUUUCUGCACCACUGAGCACUCUAUUUUUUUUUCUCCCUCUGCCUCCCUACUUUCUCUCUUUCUCUCAUUUUUACUGAGCUGCUGAUAAUGCACGCCAUCCCAUGGUUACCUUUCAUCUGGCCAUUAUCUUUCCUCCCUCUCUUCUGUUUUUAUCUCUCUCCCCCCUCACUCUCUCCAUCAAACCUUACACCAGAGAGCCUCUGGCCUAACUGCUUUUUGUUUCUUUCUUUACUAUGAGCUGUCCUGUCCAACUAGAUGAGGACAAAUGUUCCCUUUCCCUUUUGAUAUGUCGGAAAGGUUCUCAGUUUUUUUUCGAAAGGUUAAAUGAUUUUGAGAUGGAACUUUGAAUUUGAAGGAGACUGCUUGAUUCAAAGGGACAAUGGACUGAUUUGCUUAUCUCAUUCAGCCCUUCCCUCGUUUUGACCAGCUCAUGUCAUUCAUUGGACAUAAUUAAAUAAUUUCCCAUCGAUCUUGCUUAUUGAGAAGAAUUUGUAUUAUUUGCUAAGGUUUUCCCUUUGAAAAUGAAUUGUUAAAGAGUAUAGUCUUACAUGUAUCAUGAAUCAGACUAUUAUUGGACCAUGUUUUUUUUUUCCUUUUAUUGAUGGUCAUUUUAAUUUAAAUUCAUAUUUAAUUCUAAUUCUAAGCUAUUUGAAUGUUGCUGUUGGAUAUGUUGGAGUGAGCCUCCAUUGUAAAUUGUCCAAAUGCUUUCAGGAGUGACCAUGAGUUUAGUUACCCCCCCUUGCUGCCGUUAUCAAACUCAACAGAAAGAUUGAUUUGAUUGAUUAAGGAGGUAUGGAACGGGAAUACUAUUUUUGGAACAUUUAGGGGUCAAUGUCAGAUGUCCUGGAUAGUCCUUCACUGGCAUUCAAGGCCAGACUUAAAAUGCUUCCCCUGCACUUGUAUAAAGCAGAUGUUUCAGGAAGAUUGUGACUUAAAAACACUGGGCAUAGAACUCUUUCCGUAAGCUAGCAGGUGAUAAACAGAGCCAUAUUCUGUCACAAUAAUGUUUUAUUAUAUUUGUUACAGGCCCUCUGAUUUUUAUGCAGAUAUGAGCAUUGAGUAACGUUUUAACCAGAGGUUCAAUUUUUUUCAAGCCUGAAAUGCGAGUGUGUUAAAACAAACAAAAAAAAAAAAAAUGUAAAUGUACAUACCUCUGUAAAUAGUGGCUGUUGGAUGUUAGAACGCUAGACUACUUUUUCCUCUGAAUCUGAUAUUUUUGUUUUAUACAGUUUUCUUCUCUCAGUUGAGUUAUUUGAAGUAAAAGGGUAAAAAAAAACACAGAAAAAGACAGCUGCAGGACAUAUAUAAAUAAGUAUAUAUAAAAUUCCACAGUUUGUACCAGUUUCAUGAUGAAAAGAAAAUAACUGUCUUUGGUUACAUGUAAAUAAUUUUAAUUCGAAUAAAAAUUGCUACUUUCAGUA